AGCUGUUGUUAUCGACAAUGGACAAAUCUGAUGGGCAAAUCACGUGUUUGAACGUGAUAAUAGCGUUUUCACGCGAAAGAAAUCGCUGUUAGUCAGUGUGGAUUAUGUAUAUACCCGCCGAAACCACAACAUGGGGGAUUUCAAGUAUAAUUCUCGCCCUCUCCCAAAUCGUCGAAAUUUAUGGUCACGUGACAAGACUCCCCCGCAACGAGCUCGGGAUGAAAGAGAGUUACUUAGUGCGCAUGCGUCCAAUAACUCCACAGAAUCUUCCGUCAAAAUGGCGUUAACUUGUAAAGUUCAGUAUUUAGAUGACACCGAUCCUUUCGCCAGCACAAAUUUUCCUGAACCCACAAGGCCUCCUACAUACACAUUCCAUCUGAAUAUACCACUUUUUCAGCAAAUCGGCGGACUCCAUCGGCUGUUGUCUGCUCCGCAUAGCAUCGACGAUGUGGCGCUGCAGCUGUCGCACAAUGGAUGUUAUUUGGAUUUGGAAAGCUCCCUGGAAGAGCAAGCCGAUUUAUUGGAAGGAUUUUUAGACAGCCGUAAAAACACAAUUAUUCUACGGACGGCUCUGUCGGUUCGAGUGCACAACUGUAUAGCUAAACUACUUGCUGCAUCAGGAAGAGAGCUCAGGAGAGCUUUGUUUUCAUUGAAGCAAAUUUUUCAGGAUGAUAAGGAUUUAGUGCAUGAGUUUGUCAACUCUGAUGGAUUAAGUGCACUGAUAUCAGUUGGACAAGAUGCUGAUCAAAACUAUCAGAACUACAUCCUUAGAGGUUUUGUAUGCAACACCAACUCAAGAUGGGUUUUAUGAUAUAACUGAUGCACUAGAAGAACAAGGAAUGGAACAGAUAAUAAAGAUGCAUCAAAAACGCAAUGGAACAAAUAUUGACUUGAUGGAACAGUUUAAUAUUUAUGAGACGGCACUCAGAAUUGAGGAUGGUGAUGAAGAAUUCCCAGCGUUUGGAACUUCUCCAUCAAUAAGACAAAGAAAAAGGACGACAUCGUAUGCUACAGGUGACAGAAGACGGAGUCGACGACAUAAUUCAGUCAGCCAAAUUGACGUAUCAUCCAUCACAAAGGACAACCUCCUUGUCCCUCCAAGAGCCAAAAUCAGGGAGGGCUCAAUGCAUAAGGUGGCCAGUGCUCCUAAUGUGGGUACCGCUGUGAAAGUGGAGCCCCCUACUUUGCCUGUUAAGACUUCAGCAAGCACAACACCAUCAUCGUCAACAGAGUCAGAAUUGGACGAGAAAACUAAAAAUCGUUUAGAAAGAAAGCAGCGCCGCGCCGCUAGACGGGCUGCCUUGGGGAUAGCUGAACCAGAACCAGAGACGUCCAUACCUAGUAGGAAUGACAGAGGCAGACAGCGAUCUGACAGCAAGAACAGCGCAAAUGACAGGAAUCAUUUGGAGGUGUCUUCACCACCUAGCGACAGACCACGGUCACCUCGUUCAUCACCUCGAUCAUCACCACGCCCUUCCCCCAGAAACUCACCAACGCUUAGCCGGAGAAGAUUCAAGUUUGAGGAGCCACAAAUAGAAGAGAAACCAAGUUAUAAAUCAAUGGGGCAUCGAGAAGAAACUCUGCGGGCGCAUGAAGAUCUCGGAAGGCAACCAAAGGCUGAGGCAUCAAGUCACAGGAAAGAUUUCUCGGAGCACAAAGAGGAAAAAUCUCCGUAUAGAAAGGACUUAAACGUUUCGGUAGUGAGUAAGAAAAAGACUCCUGAUGUAAAGAGAGACAGCAGUAGGGAAUCUUUGACGAACAACUUAGAUAAUAAUGGAUCUUCAGAUCAAAGAACUAGUGAUGAAAGUGAGGACACUGACGAUAAACUUGGUUCUAGUACGGACGAUUUGCUUAACAAUAAUGAACAUACAGAAACUGUAACGUCUUCGGAAGAUCAUAUCAACAGACGAACUAGCACAAGUAGUUCUACAAAUGAUGGUAGGCGGCCCAGUGUUGUAGAUCCGGAGAAGCGAUCGAGUGUCUGUGAAGGAUUUCCAGGAUUCCCCAACAAAAAGAUGAUGUUAUCAAUGUUAUACGGACAAAAGUCCAUUGAUGAUGCCGAUAGGAAAAGCAUGGAUGGUACUUUAUCUCCAGGAGGGGAUUCAGUUCAGGAAAGGAAACAGCAGCUGAUGUCGUCCGGAGGCAACGAUGAAGCCGGGCAGAGGCCAACAGAGUUACUUGCAGUUGAUAAUUUAGUAAAUGAGGCUGUGAAGAGAUUGAGUGGUUGUAUUGAGGUUGACGAGGAAAAUGAGACACCCUCUAGUCCUCCGGAGGGCAACUUUGAAGGACUCGUGGAGAAAGCAAAGUCUGGGCUUACAAAACAGCCAACUGUUGACAAACCUGAUCCGGCUGCGGAGGAAGAGGCUAGAAAACAGGAAGAACUACGGAAGAAACAAGAGGAAGAGCGAAAAAGACAGGAGGAAGAAGCUGCUAGGAAAGCCGCUGAAGAAGCCGCUAUACAAAAGGAACUGGAAUGGGAGAAAAUGAUCAUACUAAAAAGGAAACUCAUUGUAAACGAAUUCAACUUCACUGAAUUAGAGAAUGAUGAAGAUGAACUUCUGGACAGUACGUCUUCCCAAGCAGAUGAAACAGAUGCCCAUCCUCAUCGAGGAGUUCCCAUGUUUGGGAUUCCUGUGCCCCCACCCCCUUUCCCUGGUGGCCCCCCGCCCCCUCCACCACCUCCCGGUGGUGCUGCUCCCCCUCCACCUCCCCCGGGACUACCCAAGGCACCCGUUGUGAAUGAUGCUAAUCCGAAGAAAAAAUUGGUUCGUUUAUUUUGGCAAGAGGUUAAGAAUUCACCCCUUAUAAACGGUGUAAACAAGACAAUUUGGGGAAGUAUUGAUUCUGUGGAUGUUGAUACCAAAAAACUGGAACACUUGUUUGAGAACAAAACGACUGCUAAAGUAAAGAAAGGCGAGGGUGAAGAUAAAGACAAAAAGAAGGAAAUAGUUGUUCUGGAAAUGAAGCGAUCUCAAGCGAUUAACAUCGGUUUGACCAAGUUACCACCCAUCAGAGCUUUGAAGCAAGCUAUUCUGGCGAUGGACAGCGCCGUAAUCGAUAGGGAGGGGAUUGAUAAAUUGCUCCAGUUACAACCAACGGCGGAAGAGAAAACCAAGAUACAGGAGGCUCAUAUGUCAAACCCAGACGUGCCUUUGGGGACAGCUGAGCAGUUCCUGCUAACAAUGUCCUCCAUUAACGAACUGGCGCCGCGUUUGCAUCUGUGGGCCUUUAAACUUGACUAUGAUCAGCUAGAAAGGGAGGUAGCGGAGCCUCUAAUGGAUUUAAAGGAGUCUGUACAAGAACUGCAUAACAACGACACCUUCAAACAUAUAUUGGCCACUCUCCUUGCAAUUGGAAACUUCUUGAAUGGAAAAAAGGUGAAGGGGUUCCAGUUGGACUAUCUGGCAAAAGUACCAGAAGUGAAAGACACAGUGCACAAGCAGUCGUUGUUAUAUCACUUGUGCUGUAUGGUGAUGGACAAAUUUCCAAACUCCACUGAUUUUUAUAGUGACUUAGGAGCCUUACAUCGCAGCUCUAGGGUGGACUUUGAUGUGGUGAUGGAUAACUUAAAGAAACUGCGUGAAAACUGUAAAAAGUCUUGGGAAUACUUGAGUAUUGUUGCCAAACAUGACAGCACCAAACAACUCAAAAGCAAAAUGAGUGAAUUUUUAGCAGACGCUCAGGAGCGGAGCACAAUCCUCAAAGUUGUCCACAGACGGGUCAUCAACAGAUUUCACAAGAUGUUGUUGUACCUUGGACUACAGUCAAGCGUAGCGAACAAGACCAAGGUGAACGAGUUUUGUAAGAUUAUCAGUGAGUUUUCUUUGGAAUACCGAACCACCAGGGAACGCGUGAUUCAGAUGAAGAAGAAGAAAGAGAACAUGAGGGAACGUAGCAAGACGAGAGGAAAACUUAUUACAGAAACAGAGUCUUACUCAGUAGCCGCCAAGGUAUCCGCUGAGGAAAACAUAGAAGCGUUUCGUAAAGCUCUCAUAUCUAAUGGUGAUGAAACGGAUAACGCAAGAGAGAAGUUGAAAAGCGCCACACUGCCGGGAACACGGAACAGGAUCAAGAGCGCUGGUCCCUCUCGCACUAAUUCUGGCAUACAAACACUAGAUGAAUUUCAAGACGACACUACUGAUGAAGUGAUCAACACGUUGGCCAAGUCGGCGACAGUUCCGGAUUCAAGAACAAGACAGGGAAGAAAGCGACCCAGGGCUUCCAAUAGAAAAUCAGCUCGAAGGACACUUAAGAGUGGUAUUAGUCCUGAAGAUAUUGAAAAGCUAACUAAACAGUAUAUGAAUAAUAUGGAAACCAAAUGACCCUUGUUAACUUAAUUUAAACAGAAUUUAUCAGUAAUUAUAUUUUUUUACAAAGAAAUAGUCUUAUUGGAUACUUCGAUGCAAGGCAGGCUGUUCAACACGUGGAUUCAUGAAGGGUUGUUUUGUAGCGACGGUGAACGAGUAGUGAAAUCUGGAUAUUUGUAUAUAAAAAUUGUGAGUUUUAGGACAUUGUAAAGUUUAUUUCUCUUCCCAUGUUGGUAUCAACAACGAAUUGUAGAUUUUGACCAACUAACGGUGGUGUAGUUGAUCCGUCUUCAUACUACUGGUACAUUCCUCUUGUAAUAUAUUUCCAUCAACUAAAACUUCCAACAAAAUAGUUGAGCUACCACGGAUUUCCUUUUCUCUCUAAAGGUAAACAAGCAAUGUUUUGAUGUCAGUUUUUACUACUUUUAUUCUCUUAAAAAGCAUAUUUUAACAAAUUUGUAAUUAUAAACAGUCCUAAGAUUUUUUCUAAAUAAUGACCAAUACGUUUCAUUGUCGUUUGUGAAUUCUGCGUAAUUUCAUGACUCGCACUGAACUUGAAUUGCACAUAAACUAACUGAUCACUCAAACAUUGUUUUGAUCUUUUUCUCUCCUGAUUUCCACGAAUGAUCAGUAGUAGAUUCUCCUCGCAAAUAAUGCUAUAAGAGGUACGAGCUCUAAAGUAUACCAAAUAAUCAGUGAUUGUAGGGGGCGUAUAGCUGAGUAUCAUCUGAGCUUCUAAGUUGACAAUUAGACAGCCGUCCUCUAUGAGAAAGCAUCACCUUCUGUCGCUGACGAUUUGGCGGUAAUUUUGUAUAUUUGUUAGGGAAUAAUUUGUCCUUGUUAAUAAUGAACUAUGUUAAAUGUGCAGUAUUUCCUUUCCGGUCACAAGCAGGUCUUGUUGUCCUGACUUCAAAUGGAUUCUAUGAUAAUACUGCCACAUAACAUGAAAAGUCUACAA
Messenger RNA from Pocillopora damicornis (cauliflower coral), 5265 nucleotides. Its product is annotated as FH1/FH2 domain-containing protein 3. Gene Ontology annotation, molecular function: actin filament binding. The record is from RefSeq and is a predicted model, not a curated record. Gene Ontology annotation, cellular component: cytoskeleton; cytoplasm. Gene Ontology annotation, biological process: cortical actin cytoskeleton organization. NCBI's taxonomy places the organism in Eukaryota, Metazoa, Cnidaria, Anthozoa, Scleractinia, Pocilloporidae.